Xenopus laevis (African clawed frog) is the source of this 1426-nucleotide messenger RNA. RefSeq names its product odontogenic, ameloblast associated L homeolog (gene odam.L). Bases 125 to 760 code for a protein of 211 amino acids. The record is from RefSeq and is a predicted model, not a curated record. Gene Ontology annotation, cellular component: cytoplasm; extracellular region; nucleus. NCBI's taxonomy places the organism in Eukaryota, Metazoa, Chordata, Amphibia, Anura, Pipidae. Gene Ontology annotation, biological process: odontogenesis of dentin-containing tooth. The transcript has 10 exons.
AGGAGUCAGCGUCCCAAUUUAAAAGGAGCUGCACAGUUCUGAGAUAUUGAUGCUCAACUGAAGAAUUUACUUUCCGCUUUGGACUUUUACUGCUGAAGGACAAACCCUGAAGGUUGAUCAGAAAAUGAAUAUUCUUGUCAUACUUCUCCACUUCAUUGCUGCAUCCUUUGCACUUCCACUUGGUGUGCAGCGGCUCCUUUCUGCAAGCAACAGCAAUGAGGUUCUGAUGGGAAUGGUUGAUCCUGCUCUGUAUCAGGGUGGCGCACUGAAUGCUCUAGGUACUGGAGUCUUGCAAAAACAGCUGCAGCCUAAAAUUCCAGGUUUAACACAAAUCCAACAUGGCGCCCAUACUCCAAAUCUACAGAAUCUUAUCCCCUUUCAAAAGCUGACGCCAAAUUUGGGAUCUCCCUUUAUAUUAAUGGAUGGAGUCCUGCAAACACCUUACCAAAAUCAGCAACAACCUAAUCAGAUGAUGCUAUAUGUGGUUUCUUAUGGAUUAUCUCCUAAGCAAGGCCAGAUUGGACCUGUACCACCGCAUGAAACAGGAAACCAACAGCAACCUGAACAGGUGCUAGGAUGCUUUGUGCCUCAGUUAAAUGGAAUCUCAGCUAAUCCAGACUUGAUUCCCUUUGGUGGUCUUCAUCUUCCAACUAAAGCCUCUGAUGCUCCUGAUCCUUUUGGAGUAAAUCGUGCCCUUGAAACCAUGAAUCUGGAAGUUAAGGUUUACCCAGAUAAUGCUGAUGCAGCACAAGUACCUUAAUCUCAAUUUUCAAAAGGGAUGAUGCUGUUACUGAACAACUCCAGCAGCCAUGUCUAACCGUGUGAUGUUACAAAGCCAAUUUAUCCUUCCUUAGCUUUACAAGCAAAAUUCCGUGCCUAUCUGUCAUUGAGUAAAGAAAUUAUUAAAAUAGAGUAUUUAUACUUGUAAGACUAGUCUCUAAAAUACAACUGCAUUUGUUUAACUAUAAUUACUUUCUAUUAUUAGUGUAGAUGCUUUAAAAUCAGCAUCAUUAAAAAAAACUGACAAACAGUUAUUACUGGGACAAGUGUCGUAUACAAAGAAUGAUAGGGUUUUUUCAAAUAAACCACAGAAACGUAAUUAUGAAUUGCCUCACACUUUGCAAGAUGUAUUCCGUGGAGAGGAAGAUGGUUUUUGCAUAACAUUUAGUACAUAAUACAGCAACAGUGCCACAUUGUGGUAUCAACAUUUUCUUCAACUUCUACAAUAACAGGCUCAAACUUGGGGAUAGCAAAUUUGGAUAGCACAAUCAGCCUGCACAUGCUAGUGUCAUUCAUUUCUGGAGGCUACAUGCAGAGUAGAAACCCAGUGGCUGCAAGUUGGCUACAAACUGCAAGGUUGGUGUACAUAAACAUACUAAUACAAAAAGAGGUAGCCGGAGAGCACUUAUUUCUUUAGUUUAAAAGA